Lymnaea stagnalis (great pond snail) is the source of this 959-nucleotide messenger RNA. The record is from the annotation of a GenBank genome assembly. NCBI's taxonomy places the organism in Eukaryota, Metazoa, Mollusca, Gastropoda, Lymnaeidae.
AGAAGUAGAAGGGAUGUCGAUCGCAACACCGUUGGUUUCACCGAAAGGGAAAAGGUUGCCAUAAGGGACGCUCACAACGCUGAGAGGCGCCAGUCGGGCGCCAGCGACAUGAUGAAAAUGAGGUGGGACGACACGCUGGAACGCUUCGCCCAGGAUUGGGCCUCUGGGUGUAGACACGGGGUCCGCAGCGAGAGCCAAAGGUCAGGCGUUGGAGAAUACGUGGUUGUCGGUGAGAACAUUUACGUCACCACAGAGGAGGACGAGCUUCCGGUCGCUGCCGUGAGCUCGUGGAUCGCCGAGAAGGACAACUACGACUACGAGGGCAACGAGUGCCGUGGCGCGUGCGGCUUUUACCAGGCGGUCGUCUGGGCCGAGACCAGGUUCCUGGGCUGCGGACUCAAGUACUGCCCCAACCUGCAAGGAAGCCCGUCCCCGGGCUACUACGUCGUCUGCGAUUACGGCCCAGCCGCCGACCCGGGGGACAGGAGGCCAUUCAAGAAGGGCGACCCUUGUUUGGAUUGCCCCGAAGACGCUCGAGACUGUGUCCAUGAACUGUGCUACGACCAGAGCACCUGGUCUCCGGGUGAAAACCUGGCCACCAGGCUGACGGUGAAUUGUAUCACGGUGGCGGUGUCCUUUCUCAUCAAAGUACAAAUCACAUUCGUUUGAAACUGGUGCCUCAUGGUUGGAGCUGUGACGAUAAACUGGGGACAUCGGAGACGUUGAGUUUGAUUUAGGUUUGUCGACAUGUGUUUAAAGACAUUGACCUGGGGAUUUAAUGUUGAAAAUCUGUAUUCGAAUACACGUUAAUCUAUAUUGCAUCUUAUUCGCAAUUUUUAUAUAGAACGGUAGAUGGUCAAAUCAAUUUACAAGAAAUAAAGUAUUUUACGUCACGAGAUUCUAACCUAAAUGAUGAGUAGAGAAUGACGACUUCCCGUCUUGGCGCUCCUGUGGUGGGG